CAGAGCCUCCGGUUAGUUAUCAGAUGACAGGACCUGAUAAUCCGACACAAGCCUCGCUCUGUUUCUGUGCACCUCUCCAGGAGCAAGCACAGGAAGAAGAGGGAGAGAGGUGGUGGGAGGACUGAGAUGGGAGUGAUCUGAGCAGCUGGAUCGAAGGAAAAGUGGGAGGAUAGCUGUGAAUACAGGGAAGUAAGAAGGGUAUGCCCGGGAGAGAAUGAGAGAGAAUCAGAAGCCCAGAGACUCUUGUGCAGUAAGGAGUGUGGGAGCACAGGAUCUUUCAAUAUAGCAGCACAAAAGCAUAUUGAAUCUGAAAUCUACCCCUCAAGCAACCAUCUUGGUUCUGCUGGAGUAGAGAUGGAGGAUGACCACGAGCAUCCCGUUAUCUCCUUAUCGAAGAGCUUCACAGACAUGGCCAGUGGUACCCCCCAGCAGAUGGAGCCGGGCUGGUGCCAGCAACAUAUCCGGAAGAGCAUCAGCAGUGCAGGGUGUGCUCAGAGACCCGCAAGCAUGGGAGAACCAGUCACUGGUGUCUCUUUAGAGCUUGAACAUGCAAGUGUAUGCAGUGGUGACAGCGCUCCAGAGACAGUAAUCUGGCAUGGAAGAAUCACACGGCCCUGCAGCAUCACAGAGCCUGCCAGAAGGACACCAACGCAAGACACGCUUCUGGGACAACAGCAGGCCUUCACUGGUGAAAGGUGUGCUCCAUGUUCUCCAUCUAUGCACAGGGACUUGAGGAUGGAGGGGAUGGAGAUAUACUGCCAAGGUGGUGUGACUGGGGAGAACCUGAAAGCUUGCAGCUGUUCAAGGAUGGUCUAUGGGGUAAUGUCCCCAGCUCUGGGCACCAGGCCAUGCCUGAGAAGUGCUCACAGCCUUUCACAGCAAAGAGUGGAUGCUGAGGUUUGCAUGCAGAGUCCGUUCAAAGGUGAGAACCACCAUUUAUCAGCUGCCAACACAUGUAGGUCUGCAUGUGUUGGUGAUGUACUGAGCACUGAAUCUUUGAGAAGCACUUGUGCUGUUGUGCCCUGCCCUGGACAUUUGAUAUCACUGCCAGCCUGCACAGGAAGUCCUUGUGUAGGCCAAAGGUCAGUAGUCCAUUCAGCCUUGCUUGGUUUCCCACCACUGGUGUCUUCUGUGAGUGAGACAAGACUAAACAGUCGGGCUGCAGGUCACUGCUGUAGACCUGAACUAGGUGGGAAGAAUUCCUUUACCAUUGGAAUAGACCAUACUAGCCAGUCUAGGUUUUGCUCCCAGAGAGUAAGGGAUGUCUCCACAAUGACAUCUAAACAUGAUUUCAAAGAAAUUGGCGUGCAAACAAUUUCUGCUGAUUCUCUUGUUUCUCUUCUUUCCAACGUCUUGCCUGAGAGCCAUAUGACCAAUGGUCCUAGCUCAGAUUCAUGUCUAGAGAUAGAGGACGUGGGGACCCGGACCCCAGUAAAGGAGGUGGAGUGGGAUGCAGAAGGAAUGACAUGGGAAGUGUACGGAGCAGCUGUGGAUCCAGAGGAGCUUGGCCUGGCCAUACAGCGACAUCUGGAGCUGCAGAUCAAAGAGACAGCAGCCGCUGCUGCCCACAAGAAAGUGUCUGUAGAGAACAAUGGGAUGUCAACACAACAGAGUAGAAGACUUGGGAAGAGUGGAAGCAUGGUGCGAUCACUACGCAGUUCAGCCUGCUGCUCUCGCUCCAGCACUGUGGAUGAUUGAAGAGACUAAUGAAUUUGUAAGCUUAGUUGGAUUCAACCUCCAAUAGCCAUAAAUGGCCUUCUAUACCUCCAUGCCCUUUUUUGCCCCAGGGAAACAACAGUGGAAGCUGCUUAGUGAGCAAGAUAUGUAAAAGUCUGCUAAAGAAAACCAAGCAGAAGCUGGAGUUUACAGUCUAGCUCCACCAACCUGGAAAAAAAGACCUAAUAAAAGUUAGGUGAAAUCCAAAAACUGAGUGCAAAAAACUGAGAGUUACCCCCUGAUUAUGAGCUACCCUCACUCAGGUACAAUUUCAGGCAAUACAGGAAAUCAUGAAACAAACACAUGAAAAAACAUGAAAAAGGAACACUGUGUCCAUGCCAAACCUGUAUGUAUGUAAAGUUUGAAGUGUGUAAAUAUAUUCUGAGUUAAUUCUACAAACAAAACAACAAUCUGAAAUUUACCUGAAUUUUUUUCUUCUGAACAGAUCAGACAAGAUUAUGACCACUAUAAUAAUUUAUAUAUCUGUGUAUCAAGUAUGAAUCUUUGUCAUAUAUUUCCUGUAUGUUGCAGCUUACUGAAUUCUGUACAGGCUUCACAUCUGGCCUGUCAUAAGGUCACAGUCUUUGUGAAAAAGAACAUCAGUAGUACUUUAUGUCCAUUGCAUACUGUGUAAAUUGGUGAUAAUAUUGAUAAUAUUUAUUAGACAUUUGCAUUUUGUAGUGAUCUAAGUUCUAUUCAUUUAUUUGGAAAAUACAUAAGGAAAAAAUGAAUUACUAAAUCAAUUUUUGCAAGUACAACUCUAUUGUUGCAAGUAUAACAAUAGAAAGAGCACAAGCCAUUAAAGCAAAACUACCUAGAAGCAAAAAUGCUUAUUUAUUUCUUAUGUAAUUAAUUAGGUUGCAAUACGUGACAUUUUCUGAUGUUUAACUAUAUAAUCUUUAAAAUUGGAGUAUUAUUUUCAUGGAAACUACAUUUAAAACAGGAAUUCUGCACAUAUUGAUACAUUUCAGGCAUAGGCGUAGUUUGGGGGGAGGACGUGUAGUUCCUGCUCACACUACUCAUUUAAUGUGUUAUGCUGGGUGGUGUGAGCAGCGUCCUUCCAAAAGUUGAAACCUACGUCACUAAUUUCAGGAGUGAUGUUAAACAGUCUGGAAGAAUUAUAGUUUAUUCACAAGUGACUGACAACUUUCAAUAUAUAUUUUGCAGUUUACAAAACAGGCCUAUAUGAUUCAGACAAUAUUGCUCUUUGUAUAUAAUAAAAUGGUAACACCGUUACAUUAAAUCUGACAGUACAGUACAGUACCGUACAGUAUAGUACAGUACAGAUUAACUCUCUUACAGAACAUUUGGAAGCCUAUUUACCAUGCAAAUUGGAAUAUGAAUAAAAACAUAUGGUAACAUCUUGGGUGCCUGUAUUGUUUAAAUGUACAGUCCAGUUUCAUCUUAUUUACCAAGUGAAGUGCUAGUAUGUAUAUGUGACAUUAUAAAACUACCCUAACAUCCCUCUAAAUACAAAUGAGACCAGCUUGAGCAUAAAAUAUACAGUACUAGUCCUUUGUUUCCUGUUAGUAUUCUGUCAUUUUAAAAAAGUACUUCUUACAUCCAAAUACCCAAAAUAGCAAUGGCAAACCUUUAAGGUAAUUAGUAUAAGUAUUAAGUUUAAGUGUUUAGGUAUACUAUUUUCAUAUUUUAAGCAUUUAAAAAAAUUGUCUAGUAAUUUAUUUUACAUACCAUGUAUUUUCCAAGUUAAUACUGAGAACUAAGGAAACUAUCAAAGGAAGCAUUAACUAUAGGAUCAGCUACAGUUCCAACAAAUGAGGUAGAUAGUUAAAAUACACUACUUAUAGUAGACUACAUAAAUUAAAAUGUAAUUGAAGAGACUUACUGUAUUUCUAUAACUGAAUGUGUAUUGUGCCAGUUAAGUUCAUAUUCUAAUUAUGUUUGGACAGGUUUGUUAUUUCGCCAAAGCAAGUUUAUACCUUUUUAGACCAAAGCAUUGUGAAGAGUGUCAAUUGAUAAUAAUAAAGUAAUACAUAUAAGGCAGAAUGGUUUUCAUCUUAAAUCUCUAAUAAAUUCUUUAUAUAUGCUAGUGUAAUGGGAAGAUUUGCAAUAGCUU
This is a messenger RNA of Electrophorus electricus (electric eel), 3793 nucleotides long. RefSeq lists its product as uncharacterized. Gene Ontology annotation, biological process: neuron projection development. Gene Ontology annotation, cellular component: plasma membrane. NCBI's taxonomy places the organism in Eukaryota, Metazoa, Chordata, Actinopteri, Gymnotiformes, Gymnotidae. The record is from RefSeq and is a predicted model, not a curated record.